AGCUGGUUGAAUUCAGUGGCCGUCCUUUGAGGAGCAAUGUGUUAAUCUAAGAAAAAUGUUGCUGUGCUUUAAAGUUUUAAGAUUUGACCCACCCAGGCUGCACAAGUUCAUUGACAGGGAGGUGCAUGUGUCAAGUGCAGGAUCGUCUUGGCUCUUAAUAGGAUUGUGUCAGGCUGGACAAACAAGUCAUUUAUCCAUGACGAACAGAGGAGCUGUACAUGUCGUAGGUGUGACCCGGGGACUGUGGCUGCUCCCUCACCUACAUUGCUGGAGUCAGUAGAGGGAGUGGCUGUCAUUGUGCAAAUUCCUCUCUCCCAGCCUCUAUUGCCAAUGCUUGCCUCAUAAGUUUGCUCAACUUGUGAAAUGCUCUGCUUGCCUGUCUAGGUGUCAGAGUGAGGAGGACAUGACCCAGCUGAGUGUCCGUCGCUGGACCACCAAACAUGUCGCCAGGUGGCUGAAGGAGGAGGGUUUUUGUGACUAUGUCGACCUGCUUUGCAACAAGCACCGCCUGGACGGCACCAGCCUGCUGGCCCUCAGUGAGUAUGACCUCCGCUCGCCGCCGCUGGAGCUCAAGGUGCUGGGGGACAUCAAGCGGCUGAUGGUGUCCAUCCGGAAACUCCAGAAGCAGAACCUCGACGUGCUGGAGGAGCUGGGUCUUCCCUUCGACGGCCACUCUCCUACAGGCUCGGGAGGUAGUUUGGACUGGCUGUGUAAUGGAGACUCAGGCAGAGACUGUGACAACACUGACACGGCCCCGGUCGGAGAGGAGUACCACCAGUACACUAAUGGGAAGUACAAGCAGCAGACGCGGCGCCUGGAUCCAGAGUACUGGAAGACCGUCCUCAGUUCGGUCUAUGUGGUGUUCGUGUUCGGGUUCACAUCCUUCGUCAUGGUCAUCGUGCACGAGAGGGUGCCUGACAUGCGCACGUACCCACCACUGCCAGAUAUUUUCCUCGACAGUGUGCCUAGAAUACCAUGGGCCUUUGCCAUGGCCGAGGCGUGUGGAGUAAUCCUCUGCAAUAUCUGGCUGCUGGUUCUGCUGCUGCAUAAACACAGGUCGAUCCUGUUGCGGCGCCUGUGCAGCCUCAUGGGGACGGUGUUCAUGCUGCGCUGCAUAACCAUGUUUGUCACCUCGCUGUCUGUGCCCGGACAGCACCUGCAGUGUUCAGGAAAGAUAUACGGUGAUAUGUGGGCCAAACUGCAGCGAGCGGUGGCCAUCUGGAGUGGCUUUGGCAUGACCCUGACAGGUGUCCAUACAUGUGGUGACUACAUGUUCAGCGGUCACACUGUGGUCCUCACCAUGCUCAACUUCUUUGUCACAGAGUACACGCCAAGGAGCUGGAACUUCAUUCACACUCUGUCGUGGGUCCUGAACCUUUUCGGCAUCUUCUUCAUCCUGGCUGCCCAUGAACACUACUCAAUUGACGUCUUCAUAGCGUUCUACAUCACCACCAGACUCUUCCUCUACUACCACACUCUAGCCAACACCCGGGCCUACCAGCAGAGCCGGCGAGCUCGCAUUUGGUUCCCCAUGUUCUCCUUCUUUGAGUGCAACGUCAACGGGCCCGUGCCCAACGAGUACUGCUGGCCCUUCUCCAGGCCCACCGUGCUGAGGAGGCUCAUCGGCUAGGGCACGGCAGCCGCAGCACUUCCAGACACUGCUUAGCCCGAGCUGUUUUGUCUGCUGUGUCAAGUUGCCAACCGUGGUGGUGUGUGAUAUCUCCAUUGACGUUAACUCCAGAGUAUUGAAGGCGGCUUACGUGAUCCUAUCAGUGCCAUGGUCUGACAGGGUGCACGGCGCCGUAGCUCCUCAUAUUCUGGGACUUAGCUUUUUUUGCGUGCUUCCCCUGUCACCAUUUGCAGGGGGAUUAAGCAAAAUCUGCAAGCCCUCCAGAGUUUGUUAAUAGCCCUAUCAGCUCCCUCUGCUUCACUUGAAAAGUGAACGCAGGGGGACGUGUCACGUUUUGUUGGUGGCCCAUUUUCGCCUCAAAAAGGAAAAUGUUUUUUUUUUUUUUUUUGCAGCGUGCGUCGCAUUCUUCAGUACCUCCCAACACGCAGAAGUAUCCGGACAGCACAUGUCAGUGGUGAAGGGAAACCACUGCGAGGAAAUUCUCAGGCACCGCGUUACCAAAUCACAUUUGGUAUAUUUCCAUUUUUGUGUGAUUAAAAUAUCUGAUAAUGUCAACAUUUGGAUCAGGAUAUACAAAUUAAAAUUUUGUCUUAAUUUUCCCUUUAUGAUUUAUCCAAACAAAUAUCUGUGGACCACUACAAAAGCAAUAUUUGAAGGAUUUACAUAACACUGUUGCUCAUUUCUGUGUAGCAAUAUAUAGUUUAUCAUGUUGUGCAACAGAUGUUACUCGUUUGCCAUCACUUUACAGUAUUGCAAAGUCUUCUGCAUUCCUUGAGAUCGCCCUGUGCUUUUUGACAGUGUUACUAAUUGCUUAAUAAGUAAUUCAUAGUUCAUUGUAAGAUAAAACUACAGCCGCCCUCAAUUUAUUUGUUUGUAUCGCUCAGUUAUCCUGUCUUCUUCUUACCAGACCUCGCGAAGAAUAUGGUCGAGAAAAAGUCUGAAGCAGCCAAAAAUAGGGAAUGAGAAAUGUUUUUCAGAUGUCUUAAAUACUCCAUUUGCCAAUUACCUUCUGUGUUACAACAACUUUUGUCUGUAUAAAAAAAAAAAAAAAAAAAUGUCCAUCACCUCUCAUGGUUAGUAUGGAGCAGUUGUAUAGUUUUUCAUCAUCAUGACGUGGUGGGAAUAACGAGACUUAAGUCCAACCGGAAGCGAUCAGGAUAUCGAUCCCUCGACAUUUUCUGAAUAGUGUUAGAUCCUCAGAAGGACCCUCAAAUUUGUAUGUAUUUGUUUAUAUUGAAUUAAUUUAUUUCAUUUUGUAAAUGUCAAUAGGUAUUUUUAUAUUACAUAUACAAGGUUAUUGCAACAUGCACAUCGAGAAACACGUUUACAGUUGCUCAUAACUAUGUAUUUGUUUGAAACACUGUGCUUUUUUUUUUCUUUUUUUUUUUUAAAGUGUAAGGUUGAUUUCAGAUUUGCCUCUGCGAGUCAUUUAGUGAAAACCCAAGCAAGCUGCCACCAUGACAGGUCAUUACGGCAUGUACAUGAUUUUUUCUCAGCGGCGUCUACUAGCUGCAGAGCUUCCGUUCACUGAGGCAUGACAGUGUUGUGUUGAUCCGCUCGUGCAUAGACACAUUACCACAUCCAUGUCUCUGUCCAGACUUUUCCAUCAAUAAAACAACUGACAUCAAAAA
Messenger RNA from Myripristis murdjan (pinecone soldierfish), 3261 nucleotides. It is a transcript of the gene samd8b, whose product is annotated as sterile alpha motif domain containing 8. The record is from RefSeq and is a predicted model, not a curated record. Gene Ontology annotation, molecular function: protein binding; ceramide cholinephosphotransferase activity; sphingomyelin synthase activity. The transcript has 6 exons. Lineage: Eukaryota; Metazoa; Chordata; Actinopteri; Holocentriformes; Holocentridae. Gene Ontology annotation, biological process: ceramide biosynthetic process. The coding region runs from base 404 to 1630 and encodes 408 amino acids. Gene Ontology annotation, cellular component: endoplasmic reticulum membrane; Golgi membrane; plasma membrane.